Molecule: messenger RNA, 1565 nt
Organism: Phragmites australis (common reed)
Lineage: Eukaryota; Viridiplantae; Streptophyta; Magnoliopsida; Poales; Poaceae
Product: glutathione S-transferase T3-like
Exons: 3
Coding region: 496-1482 (328 amino acids)
Source: RefSeq, a predicted model, not a curated record
CCUUUCCCACUCCUUAUCCUAUUUUUUAGGAAAAACAGUACAAAAACCUCUCCAACCGGCUCCCUUUCUCACCCCUCAUCUUUGAGGGACCCCUAAAAUUGCAUCUUCGAACCUCAUCUGUAGGAAGUGUGUACCGAGCCCCUAUCCAUCAACGACCGAGCUUCCCGCGCCGCCACGGACAUCUCCUCCGCCAUCCACGCCAGGUACACCUUCGCCCCCCCUCCCCUGUCCCGCCGCCUGGCACGCCGACGCCUCCUCCGCUUGCCCGGCAAGCGGCUCCUCCGUUUUGGCCGACGCAGCCGCCUCCUCCGCGUGCCCCACGCCGCCGAACCCCGUGGCCGCCCGCGCCGCUGGCCCCCUUCGCCGCUCGCGCCGCUGGCCCCCUGGCUGCGCCGCCGGACCCCUUGGCCGCCCGCGCCGCUGGCCCCCUUCGCCGGCUUCCCGCGCCGCCACAGACAUCUCCUCCGCCAUCCACGCCAGGUGUAGGUUACAACAAUGGAUAGUUUUUUGGAUUUGAUGAGUGAUCCAAACAUUGAAGACAAUGGACCGUAUUGGGAUGAUAGUCAAUUUGCAAGCCCACUUGAGGAGCAACAAACGCCACAUGUAGAAGCUGGUGCAUCCCAAAAAGCAAAAAAGGCUAGAUCAAAAAAUUUCAGUGUAAAAGAAGACAACAUGUUGGUGUCGGCAUGGCUAGAAGUUAGUUUGGAUGCUAUACAAGGGAAUGAACAAUCACGUGCUACGUAUUGGCAAAGAAUUACUGAUUAUUUUCAUGAGCACAAGGACUUUGCAUCUGAUCGUAAUUCCAAUUCUCUACAGCAUCGUUGGUCUGUCAUACUAGAAGGUGUUAACCGAUUUUGUGGAUGUUAUGUUCAGAUUCAAAACAGGAGGCAAAGCGGGGUGACAGAACAAGAUAAGGUAAUGCAUGCAUGUGAAUUGUAUAAGUCAAAAGAUCCGAAAGGCAGAUCGUUCGGAUUGUUGCAUUGUUGGAAUAUCUUGCAGCACGAGCAAAAGUGGAAGGAUAGGUGCGGCGAGAAAAAACAGAAGACAUCCACCACUGGAAGUCCAUUGUCCAGUCCUGGGACCAAUGAGAGUCAUCUAGAGGUUGAUGGGGAGGGUCAUACUUCAGAGCCCGUGGUUAGGCCAGUAGGUAGGAAGGCGGAGAAAGAGCGACAGCGGCGAGGUAAAAAUCCCAUUUCUUCUGGAGAUAAUCUUUACAUGGAAGCGAUGGAAAACUUGUGGGCUAAGAAGAAAGAGGCAGAAGCCUUGAAAGAGGUUGCAAAAAAAGAGCGCAAUGAUGAAAGACUUGCACUUGAGAAGAAAAAGAUUGAACUGAAGGAACAAGAUAUUGAGUUAAGGAGAAGGAUUGAAGAUGAUAAGGUGAUGAAUAUGGAUCUUAGUGCUAUGAGUGAGCGACAACGACAUUACUAUACACGCUUGCAGGAUGAGAUCAUUGCUCGGCUGUUUGGCACAGGCUCGGGUUGAGCUACUUCAUAUAUAGAACUUUAAGUAUUUUGUUGGCACUUUAAGUAUGUUGUAUAAACUUUAAGUAUGUUGUAUAAACUUUA